Molecule: messenger RNA, 2470 nt
Organism: Mirounga angustirostris (Northern elephant seal)
Lineage: Eukaryota; Metazoa; Chordata; Mammalia; Carnivora; Phocidae
Gene: TBC1D19
Product: TBC1 domain family member 19
Exons: 21
Coding region: 284-1864 (526 amino acids)
Source: RefSeq, a predicted model, not a curated record
CUUGUUUCCCCUUAGGCGUACACCAAGCAGGAACAAUGGAACGAAAAGCUUCCCGCAACCAGAUCCUUUUUUUGCCAGCGGAACGCAGGCGCUGGGACCUUCAGCCGCCGGGGGGACCAGAGAGGAACGGACUCACGGCCCGGCGGUUGCCUGGUAACUCCCGCUAGGGGAGUCCCAGCGUGAGAAGGUCCCGGAGAAGUGUCGCUGGCCCCGAGUGGGACCCCGUAGCCCGUUCUCUCUGCGCCAGCCUGUCCCCGCGGCUUGGCGGGCUAGGGCAGGGGAAAUGUUGCAGGAGGAGUCGGAUCUGUCUCUCGUUAUCGCCCAGAUAGUCCAAAAGCUCAAGGGCUCCAAUUUGUACGCUCAGUUGGAACGGCAGGCCUGGGCCUGUCUUCAGAGACCUGAGAUUAAACUUGAAUCACUAAAAGAAGAUAUUAAGGAAUUCUUUAAAAUAUCAGGUUGGGAGAAGAAACUUCAGAAUGCUGUUUAUAGUGAACUGAGUGUGUUUCCUUUACCUAGUCAUCCUGCUGCACCCCCUGAACAUCUGAAAGAACCUUUGGUUUACAUGAGGAAAGCACAGGGAAGCUGGGAAAAAAGAAUUUUGAAGAGUUUAAAUAGUAUGUGCACUGAACUGAGUAUCCCAUUGGCACGAAAGAGGCCAGUUGGAGAACAGAAAGAACUGCUCAAUAAAUGGAAUGAAAUGGGAACUGAUGAACCAGAUUUAAGCCUUUUCAGACCUGUUUAUGCACCAAAGGAUUUUCUGGAGGUGUUAAUUAAUCUUCGCAACCCAAAUUAUGAAAAUGGUGAUUCUCUUAGUUUCAGGACUCAUCUGGGUUUAAUCCAAGUACCUCUGAAAGUAAAAGACAUCCCUGAAUUGAAAGAAUUCUUUGUAGAACUCGGCUUAACUACAGGACAGCUGGGUAUAGAUGAUUCUACACAAGUGCCUCCUGAACUUUUUGAAAAUGAGCAUGUACGUAUUGGGCAAAAAGUUCUAGCAGAACAAGAUGGUGCAGCUGCUCAACAGUAUAUCCGACAAGGAAGCCCCACGGCACUGAGAGCAGACUUAUGGGCUCUCAUUUUGAAUAUUUCCAGUCAACCGGAGGAUAUCUUAUAUUAUGAGCAGCUUAAGACCAAUGUGAUACAGCAUGACCUUUUGGUGGACAGUCUAAUCUAUAAAGAUGUGAAGUUGACAGCAAGCAAUGAUGAUUAUUAUUUUGUAUUUGAAGAUUAUUUAUAUCAGGUAUUACUUUGUUUUUCCCGGGAUACAUCUGUGUUGGGUCAUUUUGUGUACAACAGUGCUUCACCACCAAAAUCAUACAUAAGAGGAAAACUAGGACUAGAAGAGUAUGCGGUCUUUUAUCCACCAAAUGGUGUAAUCCCUUUCCAUGGAUUUUCAAUGUAUGUUGCACCGCUUUGUUUUCUCUACCAUGAACCUUCCAAAUUGUAUCAGAUAUUCCGUGAGAUGUAUGUGCGUUUCUUCUUCAGACUCCAUUCCAUCUCUUCUCAUCCUUCUGGUAUUGUGUCCCUCUGUUUGCUGUUUGAAACUCUUCUUCAAACCUAUCUCCCCCAGCUCUUCUAUCAUCUACGAGAAAUUGGGGCUCAACCACUUCGCAUAUCCUUUAAAUGGAUGGUUCGAGCUUUCUCUGGAUACUUAGCUACAGAUCAACUCCUGCUUUUGUGGGACAGAAUCCUAGGAUACAACUCUCUGGAAAUUCUUGCUGUGCUGGCGGCAGCUGUGUUUGCUUUCCGAGCAGUGAACCUGAUGGAGGUGACAUCACUGGCUGCAGCCGAAGCAGUUCUUGCUGACCUUUCUACUUUAAAAGUUAUGCCUCUUCUUCAAAUUUUUCUGUUUGCUACUGUCACCUGAUCUUCUUCAAGGUCACUGACAACACAUCUAGUUUUUCAUUAGAAAAUAAUCAUGAACUAUGCAAACUCUGCAUAAAACCAAAAUGAAACUUUGCAUAUAAGCCAAUAAAGAUCAUGUUCCCUCUUCAGUUAAACCUAAGUAGUUUUUCACUUUUUGAAACAGUAACUCCGCACACCAAAUAUUGCACUGCAUGCUGCUGAUUUUCAAGAGAGAAGCAAUAGACAUAACUUCUGCUAAAUUGAGCAUACUAUAUAUAUACUCCUGACUUGUAAAAGGCAUGUAACAAUAUAUGCAAUAAGAACUCAAGAUACUGUAAUAAACUUGAGGUAAUGUAGCCUCUGGGACAAUUUUCUUCUGCCAGUUUGCAAAUUUAUCUCUAGAUAAUGUAUCAUUUUGUCUUGUAAAUUGCUCUUCACUCAGAGCCACGGGUGGCGUAGAAAGUGGGAAGAUUUGAAAAAGGUAAUGGAAUUCAAAUGUACUUUGGGGUUCUUAACGACUUUUCUCUCACCGGACAUCUUCUAGAUCCCCGUCCACUUUAUUUCUCCCUGAAAGGUCUCAAUGGGGCAGGUCAAAUACAGUUGUCUCCAUCUGACAGUGUUUUCUUCA